Phalaenopsis equestris is the source of this 1665-nucleotide messenger RNA. RefSeq names its product probable flavin-containing monooxygenase 1. The record is from RefSeq and is a predicted model, not a curated record. Gene Ontology annotation, molecular function: flavin adenine dinucleotide binding; N,N-dimethylaniline monooxygenase activity; NADP binding. NCBI's taxonomy places the organism in Eukaryota, Viridiplantae, Streptophyta, Magnoliopsida, Asparagales, Orchidaceae.
AUGGAAUUCUGCCUCAUCGGCGCCGGCAUCAGCGGCCUCACAACCUGCAAAUACUUGUUGCAGAGAGGAUUCCGGCCGGUGGUCUUUGAGGCCCAGCCGAGCAUCGGCGGCUUGUGGAGGACCACGCCGGCGUCGACACGGCUUCAGUCGCUGAGAUGGGAUUACCAGUUCUCCGACUUCCCGUGGCCGGAGAAGGUGACGGAGGUCUGUCCUGAUAAUAGGCAGGUGAUGGAGACGGAGUAUAUAGAAUCAUAUGCUCUGCAAUUCGAUCUUAUAAGACAUGUGAGGUUUGGAGAGAGGGUGGAGGGAAUAGAGUAUGUUGGUGUGGGGGAGGAGGAGAUGGAGGCAUGGGAUUUGUGGGGAGGAGAUGGUGAGCUGUUCGGCGGCGGCCGGCAGGGGAGGUGGCAUGUUACCGUGCGGCGGGAGGAUGAUGGAGCUAUUGAGGUGCAUGUGAUGGAUUUCGUGAUCCUCUGCAUCGGACGGUUCAGCGGAGUUCCAAAUAUCCCGACUUUUCCGAAAGGAAAAGGUCCGGAGGCUUUCAAGGGUGAAGUGAUCCACUCUAUGGAUUACUCCAACAUGCACAAUGCAGCCGCCGCCGAAUUAGUGAAGGGAAAGCGAGUCACUGUUGUGGGCUUUCUCAAAUCAGCUUUGGAUAUAGCUGCAGAAUGUGCAAAUAUUAAUGGGCCUGAAAUCCCUUGCACAAUGAUAGUACGAACAAAACGAUGGAAUAUAUCUCAGCUGACAGCAUGGGGGAUUCCUCUACCAUACAUGUAUCUAAAUCGCUUCUCAGAAUUGCUUCUUCACAAGCCUGGAGAAGGACUCAUGUUAAGCCUCCUAGCCACCCUGCUUUCCCCUUUGAGGUGGAUCUUCUCUAAAUUCACAGAGAGUUACUUGAUUAAAACUAUUCCCAUGAAAAAGUAUGGGAUGGUACCAGAGCAUAGUUUCUUCCAAGAUAUGGCUGCUGGUUUGUUUUGUAUAUUACCAAAAAACUUUUAUGGUAAAGUGGAAGAAGGAAGUAUCAUUAUGAAACCUUCUAAGACCUUUGAAUUCUGCAACAAUGGUGUUCUCAUAGAAGAUGGGACUACCUCCAUAGAAUCUGAUUUGGUGAUCUAUGCCACUGGGUAUAAGGGUGAUCAAAAACUUCGAAACAUCUUCAUCUCUCCUUGGUUCCAAAAGAUAGUUGCAGGCACGGAAGACACGAUAGUUCCUCUUUAUAGAGAAUGCAUACAUCCGCACAUUCCACAGAUGGCCAUUAUCGGAUAUUCAGAGAAUCUAUCGAACCUCUUUACUUCAGAGAUGAGGGCGAGGUGGUUGGCUUGCUUCCUUGACGGUGGCUUCAAGCUGCCAAGUAAAAGAAACAUGGAGAAGAAUAUAAAGGAGUGGGAUCUGUUCUAUAAGACAUAUUUAGGUAGUUCGAGCAAGUGUUAUCGUAGGAAUUGUAUCACCGUUGUUAACACUUGGUAUUAUGAUCAGUUGUGCAUAGAUAUGGGUUGCAACCCUAGAAGGAAGAAGAGAUUUUUUACAGACUUAUUUAUCCCCUAUUGCCCUACUGAUUAUGCUAAACUCGAGUCGAAACUACAAUGACUAUAAUUAUUAUGAUCAUAUGUUAUGGUUUACAUUCUAUAUGUUGUGAGUUGUUUGUUAGUUCAAAUAAUUGCUAGCAAC